This is a messenger RNA of Fulvia fulva, 2355 nucleotides long. RefSeq names its product Glutaminase A. The record is from RefSeq and is a predicted model, not a curated record. Bases 1 to 2355 code for a protein of 784 amino acids. The transcript is spliced from 2 exons. Lineage: Eukaryota; Fungi; Ascomycota; Dothideomycetes; Mycosphaerellales; Mycosphaerellaceae.
AUGGCCAAUCCUUCGACCCCUUUGGUGGGGCAGCAUCGCAACAGUACCUGCAGAUCCCGCCAUUAUGGACACAGAGUCAUGAUAUUCGCUAGUUCGACUUUGUUGCUGCUUGUGCUUUGGUUUGUGUGGGCCGGGUGCCGACUACAAGAUGUCGUUGCUUUGGCUGGUAACAGCUCUUGGACCACCUCAACUUGCUCGCCAAGUAUCUCUUCUAUCAUCAUGAGGCUGUGGUUCGCUGCUAAAGUUGUUUGGACCCCACUAGCAGGAUCACGACACUCAUCAGCCGGGACUACUGCACGAUUGCCGUCAUAUCCUCUGGCGGUAAAAAGUCCAUAUCUAUCCACUUGGGUCCCCGGAAGCCAGCUUUCCGACAUUGCAACAGCUCGAUCACAGUUCUGGACUGGAGAAGAGUUGACAUGGCCUACUCUUGCCCGGGUCGAUGGGACCACAUACGUCCUGUUUGGCUCUACGGACGACCUGCCGAGCAGCAUCGAGGCAGCGACGACUGUCAAUGUUAGCUACACGGCUACGCAUACAUACCUCUCCGUCUGUGCAGGCGAUGUGGACUUUGUCCUGGACUUCUUCAGCCCAGUCUAUCCCAAGGCUGAAGAUUUUGCGCUACACGCACUGCCAUACUCGUACGUGACUGUCAACGCUACAAGUAAUGGGUAUGCGCCAUCGAAUGUGCAGAUUCUCAAUGCGAUCGACCAGACAUGGACGGGCCAGGGUGGCGCGGCGAGUAUCAACUACACUGCUCUUGAUAACACUGGCUUCUUCUGGUAUCACAACAACAACGAGAUCCCCUUCGUUGAAGAUAGCGACAGGGCAACGUGGGGCUCCACAAUUCUUGCGACAACUCUUACUUCGAAUAGCUCAUCUUACGCACGUGGGCCAGCGAGCAACUUAUACUCUGUUUUUGCUGCCACUGGUACGCUCAGCAGCUUAAACAGCAGCACUACAUCUGGAGACGAUUUGACAGCCUUUGUGCAUGAUCUCAGCGCUAGUAGUAGCAGUAGCGUCACUUUCGCAGUAGGUCUGGAUCGUGUCGAGGCUGUCAGCUACCUGGGUGAUGCUCAGACUGGCUAUCACCGUACUGUCUGGCCAGAAGUCCCGGAUGCCGUGGACUUCUUCCUGUCCAACUACGAUGAUGCAUUGGCGUAUUCGCUUAUCCUAGGCUCUAUCGUUCGACACAAGACCGAGUCGGUUUCCGAUGUUUGGGGAAGUCAGUACGCCGAUAUCUGCGAGGCGAGCUUUCGGCAAGCCAUUGCUCCUAUCGAGUUGACGGUACCCCUUGACGACCUCAGUGCCUCGCCGUCGGCAUUUUUGAAGGAGAUCUCUAGCAAUGGCAAUAUGGAGACCGUCGACCUCAUCUUUCAGUCGUGGCCAGUCUUUAUCCACUUGAAUUAUGACUGGAUCAUCCUGCAGUUCAAGCCGACCUUGGAAUAUCUAGCCGCCGGCAGAUGGCCUCGCGAGUGGGUCAUCCACGAUCUUGGUCUUCACUAUCCUAAUGCUACUGGGCAUGAUGACGGCGAGGCAGAGCAGAUGCCCCUGUUCGAGACAUCAACACUAUUCAUCUUGAUGUAUGCUUACCAGGAGCUCUCUGGCGACAGCUCGUAUACUGAAAAGUAUAGCGGUCUGCUUGAGGGCUGGGCGCAGUAUCUUGUCGCAAAUGGCCUUUACCCAGCCAGUCAGCUCAUCAGCGUCGAUGCUAUUGCCGGAACGCCUAACCAAACCGCACUCGCCAUGCAAUCUGCCAUCGGUUUGAAUGCGGCCAGUAAGCUUCUAGACAAUUCAACCUACUCCGACGUUGCAGCUCAAUUUGCCAAGACGAUCUAUACAGACGGUCUAGGCCUCAACAGCGACAGCACCCACUUCACCUACAACUACGGCAACGAUGACUCCUGGAACGUCAUCUUCGCCGCCUUCUCUGACGUUUUCCUCAACCUCAGCACUUUCCCACAAGAAGCCUGGGACAUGCAAUCAUCCUGGUACCUCUUGCAGAUUCAAGAAGCUGGGCUUCCAUGGGCUGGCCCGGUAUCCGACAAAGGCGUCGACUGGGCAAUUACUGACUGGAAUAUUGAAUUUGCUGCUGUCGGUUCAGAAGAGCUGCAGGCAGCGAUUGUGAACACGACACAUAGCUUCUUGACGAACGGGAAGAACGAUAUCCCGUUCGGCACGAAAUACUAUACCGAGGGCAGUAAUGCUGGAGUGUGGAUCGGGAACAAAGCGAGGAGUUCGGUGGGGACGCAUUUUGCUAUUAGUGCGUUGAAGCAGGGGCUUUGGACGGAGGUAAAGCCUUCGGGGUUCAACGGGAGUGUGGUGGCUGAGAAGCAGAAGCGAAAGAGGGAGCCUUAG